AUGACGCACAAACACUGUUUUGAGGCUUUAGACACAACUAUGAGAGAUCAAUUGAGGUUCGCCAUACCGGGUAGUGCUAAAAAGACUUUUGGUGGAAAAAUAGUAGUUUUGGGCAGCAAUUUUAGACAAAUCCUACCUGUUAUUCCGAAAGCAACAAGACCAGUAGUUGUCGGAGCAACUAUUAAUUCUUCAUACAUGUGGACAAAUUGCAAGGUAUUAAUGCUCACUAAGAACUUGAGACUACGGACCUUAGCUUUAGAGGAAGAUAGACAUACAGUUGAUUGGUUUUCAAAAUGGAUUGCAAACAUCAGAGAUAGGAUUGUAGGGGUUGUAAACGACGGUUCAUUUGAGAUCGAUAUUCUGGCACGGUUUUUGUUGAAGUGUGGACACGAUCCCAUAGCAACUAUAGUGGAAAGCACCUUCCCAAGCUUGAGAUAUGACAUGCUUGAUGAGUCGCAGCUAGAAGGCCGAGCGAUCCUCUCGUCGACUUUAGAUGUCGUUGAUCAAAUUAGUACAUGUGCGACGAUGAAAAUCUAUCAGAAGUACACACUCCUGAAUUCUUAA
Ipomoea triloba (trilobed morning glory) is the source of this 564-nucleotide messenger RNA. RefSeq lists its product as uncharacterized. The transcript has a single exon. Gene Ontology annotation, biological process: telomere maintenance; DNA repair. Gene Ontology annotation, molecular function: DNA helicase activity. Lineage: Eukaryota; Viridiplantae; Streptophyta; Magnoliopsida; Solanales; Convolvulaceae. The coding region runs from base 1 to 564 and encodes 187 amino acids. The record is from RefSeq and is a predicted model, not a curated record.